Apaloderma vittatum (bar-tailed trogon) is the source of this 1444-nucleotide messenger RNA. It is a transcript of the gene ABRA, whose product is annotated as actin-binding Rho activating protein. Bases 1 to 1230 code for a protein of 409 amino acids. Gene Ontology annotation, cellular component: sarcomere. Gene Ontology annotation, biological process: positive regulation of transcription by RNA polymerase II; positive regulation of Rho protein signal transduction. Gene Ontology annotation, molecular function: actin binding. The record is from RefSeq and is a predicted model, not a curated record. Lineage: Eukaryota; Metazoa; Chordata; Aves; Trogoniformes; Trogonidae. The transcript is spliced from 2 exons.
AUGGCAGCAGACAGCAACAUGGCUCCUGACGAAAAGACGAGCACUACUCCUGCGAAAAGAGCUGUCCACAAGAUCCGAAUGGCCAGCCUAGUCUUCAGCUUGGCAAAAGGCUGGCAGCAGUGGGCAUCUGACCACCAUGUAAAGCAAGCCCAAGAGCCCUCUGGAUGGGCCCCCUCUGCAGAAGACUCAAAACCUCAGCUUACAGAAGAAAGACCCUUUGAAAAAUGUCCUAUUCCAUCUGUCAAGAGGGAACCAGGAAAAGAUGAUGAAAAAUCCUCUGCAAAGGAAUCAAUGACAUUAAGAGAUGUGGAAAAAAAUGCACGUGAAUCAGAUGAAGCCCUCAAAAAGUUCAGCAUUAAAAGCAAAGAGGUGACCAAAACAGUUGUAAGCAAAGCCUACGAACGAGGAGGUGAUGUGAGCCUCCUCAGUGGAAGAUACGAGAAUAACAAUAAUAGCUCAGAGAUGACCAAGCUCAAAGAAGAAUCAAAUGCUAUUGACAAAAUUCUUUGUGGCAAAUUAUCUCCAACUAUAAGAAGAAAGUGUUCAAACAUGGUAUCAGAGCUGACCAAGGGCUGGAAACAGAUGGAAGAAGCGGACAAAGAGGGGGCUAAGGAAGAGCUGCUGCUUAGGUGUCGUGAUGACAGCCUGGAUGCAGAAGACAGUGGCUACGGGGAAGCAGAGGACAAACUUGAGCAAGAAGACACUGAUCAAGAGGUGAUGGCUGUGAGGAUUAAACGACCUGCACUGUCUUUCGCAAGCAGGUUUAGCGAAGAAGCACGCUCCCAGUCCCGCAGGAAACACAGCCCCAUCAACAGCCUGAAGGACAGGUGGCAAGAAUGGGCCGACCAGCACAUCAUGACACAGAAGCUGAAUCCCUUCAGCGAGGAGUUUGACCAUGAGCUGGCCAUGUCCACACGCCUGCACAAAGGAGAUGAAGGCUACGGCCGUCCAAAAGAAGGAACCAAAACUGCUGAAAGGGCCAAGAGAGCCGAGGCCCAUAUCCACCGGGAGAUUAGGGACAUGUGCUUCAUCAUCGAAUCAAUGGCUAAGCCGCGGCGCGACGGCAAGAUCCAAGUCACUUUCGGGGAACUCUUUGAGAGAUACGUUCGUAUUUCGGAUAAGGUGGUUGGGAUUCUCAUGAGAGCCAGGAAACAUGGGUUGGUGGACUUUGAAGGAGAAAUGUUAUGGCAAGGAAGGGAUGACAAUGUCAUAAUUACCUUAUUAAAAUAAGUGUGCUACAACAAGAACAACUUGUUUUGGAAAACCUCCAUUUCUCCCUUGCUAUCAACAUUUGCACAUUUUGAAUACAAGAUUCUCCCCAGGCACCCACACAGAAAAGACAUUGAGCAUUUUUCUAAAUAUGUAAUUUUUAACUGCUGUAUGAUAACACACGCAUCCAAAUGGAUUUUUCUCUGUGCCAGGAGAGCUUGCAGGAUACUUCAGU